Molecule: messenger RNA, 1512 nt
Organism: Porites evermanni
Lineage: Eukaryota; Metazoa; Cnidaria; Anthozoa; Scleractinia; Poritidae
Source: the annotation of a GenBank genome assembly
ACGCAGAAAUCUAAAACGUGCUCGCAAGUAUCACCUGUCCUCGUGCGAGGACUUAACGGAAUGAAUGGACACAACGGGUUACCAGGCCGCGACGGCCAAGAUGGUGCUAAAGGUGAGAAGGGCGCGGCAGGUCCCCCUGGACCACGGGGUAUAAAGGGCGUGGCAGGUACCCCUGGAUCACGUGGUAUAAAGGGCGUGGCAGGUCCCCCUGGACCACGGGGUAUAAAGGGCGUGACAGGUACCCCUGGAUCACGUGGUAUAAAAGGCAUGGCAGGUACCCCUGGAUCACGUGGUAUAAAAGGCGUGGCAGGUACCCCUGGAUCACGUGGUAUAAAAGAAAUGGGACCAAGUGGAAAAAACGCUGAUCGCGGGAACUGGAAACAAUGUGUGUGGAAGAACGCUAAUGGCCGUGACAUUGGUUUGAUCAAGGUUCGUUAAUUAAUUUAUCCGCGAUCAAAGCUAUAGUUCAGUUGGCAUGAACACUCGCCAUCUCAAAAUAUCAUCCCGGGCUCUGUGCUUGUUUGACGAUCAGCCCACUUUUUUAGUUAUUGCUAAACGUUGUCCAGUGUUAUUUCCUUAUGAAAGAACGUAGAGAACGGCACGUUCUAAAGGCCGCGCAAAAAGCUAUAUACUGUCAUGAUUGGCCCAGAAACCUUCAGCUUGAGCAUGUAAGACAUGCUAGAAAUUUACGGUUAUCAAGUACCAUAAAUAUAGUUAUUCCCCACGCCUCGGACACUUUUCAGUAUAGUGCGGCAGCCCUCUUCAAUUCUCUGCCAUCCAAUGUUAAAUGUUGUGAUAAUUUUAAAUCCUUCAGUAAGCAAACAUUAUGUAUUUUAAGGGAGCGCUGCCGGAAUAAGGCGGAAUGAUUUCUUGCCUAGUUUUAGAUAAUGUAUGUAUAUAUUGUAUAAUUACAUUUAACUAUUUAUUACCUAGCUUUUUACAAAUUCAUAAUUCAGAUUUAUGUUAAUUUCCUCAUUUUACUUUUAUAUCAGUCGAACAACCAUACCAUGGAUGUACUGAUAUUUAACUGUUAUUAUUAUUAUCAUUAUUAUUAUUAUUAAAAAAAAAUAGGUUAUUCAAACGGAAUAUAGGGUAUAAAUAAUGGGCUCGUGAUAAUGACAUUUUCAGUUAAAAUAUUUGUUCAGUGUUUAUUUGUUGUUGCAGGAUUGUCAGUUCACUAAAAUCAAGGAUGACACUGCCCUCCAUGUUACUUUUCAAGGAAACCUGUAUUUGGGACGGUGUAGUCACUGCUGCAAGAGAUGGUUCAUCACUUUCAAUGGAGCUGAGUGCAGUGGUCCCCUGCCUAUUGACGCAGUGCAAUUUAUCAGACAUAGUCCGCAAAACAACCACAGACCCGCGUCCAUUGAGGGCUACUGUAACAACAUACACAAGGGCAAAAUCCGAGUUGGAAUCAACAUCGGAAAUUGUUCAGGAUUUGGAAACUCCGAUGGUUACACAGGCUGGAAUUCAGUGUCUCGUUUGAUCAUUGAAGAAGUUCCUCGGUCCCAGUGA